AUGACCGUCAUCAUCGAUUACCAGCACUAUCCUCACAUCCUCGACACCGUCAUACACUACUGCUCCCUCGACGGCCUGCACAACCUGCGCGCGACAGGCAAGCCCAUUCGCGACCGCGUCACUCAACUCGUCCUCCAACACGUUGCGAUCCGUCCCCCCUCCAACAUACUCUACAAGCCCACUUCCACGACCAACGACCCCAUUGCUCUCCCUUUCCUCCCGUCUGAUGUUAAGACUCUCGACAUUCUCAGUGGCGACUGGAUCGGUUUUCUCCGGCCAGCUGAUGUACUUCAUGGCUACACGUCUGUCACGACCGUUCGCCGCCUCGGAGCCAAGGCAAUCCAAUACGAACUCCCGGCGUUCGGGGCGCCUGUGAACACUGUCGUGGACCACAUCGGUACGCGUUCCUUCGCGACUCGCUUCAGGACUCUCACAGUCACUGCUGUUCCCGGCGUACGGCGACAUGUGCUCCAUAUAUCGUGGGACGAGCACGUCGACAUGCGCCUCUACAUGAAGCUUCACAAGACCCCAACGCUCGAGCGCUUCGACCUAGUCCUGUGGCCGUACUCGACUGCUCCGAAUUCAGACAACCAUAUCAUCCCAGCUUCCGAGAUCUGGGCGCCGAUGCGCUUUCUCGACAAAUUCCUUCGCGGCGGUGGGACCCUCACCAUUGUUGGCCUCGAGGAUGUCCAUCCGAGGCAGAUAUCUUCAUCUGCUCCCUCUACCGCCGACCGCGCGAACAACGUCAAGCUUCUUAUGAAGGCCAUAGCUCAUGACCGCUUCUUCUCCCGCCUCCCAGCCGACGACUUGAACACCCUUCGUGCCGGCAUAGUGUGCCUCACGCGUCUACAGUGGUACGACGCCAUGAGCGACGAGGACAGGCGCUUUGUUUGGCGCGAGCCAGGUGCAGCGCACCGCUCAAGCCCAGUCGACUUUGCGGCCAUCUUCGCGACCAAGCACCGGCGCAAGCUGCGCCCGGCGCUGUGCAGAUUCGACCUGCCCGGUCUCCAGCGCCACGUCAUUCACGUCCGCUGGGGACAGCAUCAGCUGUACUGCUCUCAGACGCACUGGCCAGAGAAGGUCUGGCAUGAUCGCUAUUAA
Messenger RNA from Vanrija pseudolonga, 1101 nucleotides. RefSeq lists its product as uncharacterized. The transcript is spliced from 2 exons. The record is from RefSeq and is a predicted model, not a curated record. Bases 1 to 1101 code for a protein of 366 amino acids. NCBI's taxonomy places the organism in Eukaryota, Fungi, Basidiomycota, Tremellomycetes, Trichosporonales, Trichosporonaceae.